Molecule: messenger RNA, 459 nt
Organism: Drosophila innubila
Lineage: Eukaryota; Metazoa; Arthropoda; Insecta; Diptera; Drosophilidae
Exons: 1
Coding region: 1-459 (152 amino acids)
Source: RefSeq, a predicted model, not a curated record
AUGUACUCUGCCAAACAACUCUCCCUCCUGGCGCUGGUUCUUGCCCAGCUGUUGGGUGCCAUCCAUUGUGGCAUUUAUGACAACACGGAUAGCUGGAUUCUUUCUGAUAAGACGAAGAACUUCCCUGAAAACGCUGUUCUGGGUGGAUUCGAUUCUAACGGCUAUGAGAACUUUGUUGGUCGCGUAGUUUCCGGUGCCAACAUCCUGCCAGCCCGUGUUGUUGCCGAAACGGGAGUUGCAUCCUUCAACACCGAGUCGGUUAGCAACACAGCCACUUCCUACGAAUUGUUGGUGUCCAACGCGACCGUUAGCUAUCAAUGGGUGCGCAGCUACGAUGGCUACAGGGAGAAGAAUGCCGUCUCAGUAGGCACAAACUCUACCAACGAUCGCGUCUACAUUUGCCGCUUCAGAGAAUUCUGCAUCAAAGAAUUCUGCAUCACUUCUCAAAUGUGCACGUAA